Molecule: messenger RNA, 781 nt
Organism: Spirometra erinaceieuropaei
Lineage: Eukaryota; Metazoa; Platyhelminthes; Cestoda; Diphyllobothriidea; Diphyllobothriidae
Source: the annotation of a GenBank genome assembly
AUGCUGGACUAUAUCCUCGUCCGAAGGCGAGACCAGCGGGACGUGCUGGGGACGAAGGCGAUCGCGUGUGCUGAAGGGUGGACCGACCAUCGCCUCGUCAUGUUGAAGAUGCGUAUUCGUCUGCAGCCUCGCAGGAGACCACAAGGUAAGCGACCCCCAGGUAAGCUGAAUGUUGCCUUGUUGUCUUUGCCCGCUCACCAUCUUCAUUUCAGGAAUGAGCUCGCUCAACGGCUGUACAAGCUUCCAAUCACUGCCGCCGACGUCGCCGCCGCUGCUGAGAACGCCUUCGUGGACAGCCGCUGGUGAGGAGAUCCAAGGCUGCGCAGACCGCAACGAAUGGAAGAACUUCUUCUCCGCUAUCAAAGCUGUCUACGGUCCGCCGACGAAGGGCACUGCUCCUCUCCUCAGCGUUGACGGCAGUACUCUCCUGACUGAGAAGACACAAAUCCUGCAGGGAUGGGCCGAGCAUUUUCGAGGCGUCCUCAACCGCCCUUCCGCCAUCUCCGACGCCGCCAUCGCCCGCUUACCGCAAGUAGAGACCAUCGCGGUCCUCGACCUCCCGUUAUUUCUCCAGGAAACCAUCAGGGUCGUGCAGCAGCUCUCCAGCGGGAACGCACCCGGAUCGGACGCGAUCCCUGCUGAGGUCAACAAGCAUGAAGGUCCCCAAGUCAUGGAUCACCUGACUACACUCUUCCAGGAGAUGUGGCGUGAAGGCGAAGUCCCGCAAGAUUUCAAGGACGCAACAAUCCUGCACCAAUACAAGCGAAAAGGGAACCGCUAA